This is a messenger RNA of Dendrobium catenatum, 1198 nucleotides long. RefSeq names its product cationic peroxidase 1. Gene Ontology annotation, molecular function: heme binding; peroxidase activity. Gene Ontology annotation, biological process: response to oxidative stress; hydrogen peroxide catabolic process. The record is from RefSeq and is a predicted model, not a curated record. Bases 40 to 999 code for a protein of 319 amino acids. The transcript is spliced from 4 exons. NCBI's taxonomy places the organism in Eukaryota, Viridiplantae, Streptophyta, Magnoliopsida, Asparagales, Orchidaceae.
AUCCUUAGUUGUUUCAAUCAGUCUACCAUUAUUACGAUCAUGGCUUCUAAACAGAGCUUGAAUGCUCCAGAAUUCCUCAUAUUCAUCUUCUUCACAGCUACUUUGGCUUCUGCUCAGCUCUCCUCAACCUUUUAUGACAAUUCAUGUCCUUCAGCUUUCCGUAUCAUCCAGUCCACUGUUAGGGCGGCUAUCUACAAGGAAAAACGCAUGGGAGCUUCUCUCCUCCGUCUUCAUUUCCAUGACUGUUUUGUUAAUGGCUGUGAUGGCUCCAUUCUACUGGAUGACACUACCAGCUUCACAGGAGAGAAGACUGCAGGGCCUAACAACAAUUCCCUGAGAGGCUUUGAUGUUGUUGAUACCAUUAAAGCAAAUGUUGAGGCUUCGUGCACUCAAGUAGUCUCUUGUGCUGACAUUUUAGCCAUUGCUGCUCGUGACUCUGUGGUUGCUUUAGGAGGGCCUUCUUGGACUGUGCAGCUGGGAAGAAGAGAUGCAACAACAGCAAGCUUUAGCCAAGCAAAUACAGAUAUUCCUGCACCAACAUCAGAUCUUAGUACUCUCAUAUCAGCCUUCUCUAAAAAAGGUCUCAGCACCACAGAUAUGGUAUCCCUCUCAGGAGCACAUACAAUAGGACAAGCAAGAUGCACGACAUUCCGAAGCCGCGUCUACAAUGAAAGCAACAUAAAUAGUUCAUUCUCUUCCACUGAACAGAACAAUUGUCCUCUCUCUAAUGGUGAUGACAACCUUUCCCCACUUGAUGCUGGUAGUCCAAAUUACUUUGAUAAUUGUUAUUACAAGAAUCUAUUGAACCAAAGAGGCCUUCUACAUUCUGAUCAGCAACUCAACAAUGGAGGCUCCACAGAUUCUCAAGUGUCAACUUAUGCAGCUAAUCCUUCUAAAUUCUUCAAUGAUUUUUCUGCUGCUAUUGUAAACAUGGGAAAUAUAAGUCCUUUAACUGGAACUGAUGGAGAGAUAAGGAUUAACUGCAGAAAAGCCAACUGAUUAUAAGAUGAUUGCAAAGUCAAAAGCAAAUAGUUAUGUUGUUUGUAUUUUAAUUAAAGCUUUGUCAUAAACUGUAUGUUUCAAGUAUGUUGUUUAUGCAUUUGUAUGUGAGGCAAAAUGUCUCAGAGGUUAUUGUGAAAUUUUAUGAUGUUGUAAUAGCAUUUGUCUUUUGGAAUAAAAAUUGUAGGGGUUGCUUAAA